UAGACUUAUAUAUAAUUAAUUUACGAAAAAUUGAAACAAUUAAUGAAUUGCUUUUGUAAAUGUUCUAUAUUAGUAGAAUAAGAUAAUGAAAUCCUUUUUUAAUUUAACUAUUAUAAAAAUCCUUUUAUAGAAUUCUUUUAUAGAUUUUUCACAUUUAUAAAAAUGAUAUAAUAAGAUGAUUAAAAUACUUAUAGAUAUCGUUUUUCUUAUUGUUAGUAAUUUUCUCUUACAGAUCAAUCAAUGUCAUUGAUAAUAUAUUUGCUUUGAUGCUACUUGCAGCGCUCUUUUACUUUGGCAUACUAUUCGCUUUUUACGGUUUUCUAAUUGGUACUAUGAUAACUCAGCGUGGCGACGUCUCUGCAUUACGUUUAACUUUUAUCAUAAUAGUGUUUAUUAAUACGUUCGCACAUACAUGCCUCUACUGCACCGUGGGAGAAAUUAUGGUCGCGCAAUAUGAGGGAGUUUACGAGGCCGCAUGCGAGUGCAAGUGGUACACAUUGGAGCCGAAAAAAGCGAGAAACCUAUUAAUCAUAAUGAUUUUCGCCAACAAACCGCUGUAUCUUACCGCGGGAAAGCUGUUCCCUAUGACAAUGGCUACGCUUUGUAAUUUGUUGAAAACAUCGGGCGGUUAUAUAUCGGUCUUGCUGGCACAUCGGGAAUAAAAACGAGAAAAAAUUAGAAGACAUGACAAUAGCGAUAUGUUUAUGUAUUCAAUAUUCACAUUUAU
Messenger RNA from Formica exsecta, 727 nucleotides. RefSeq lists its product as uncharacterized. The record is from RefSeq and is a predicted model, not a curated record. Gene Ontology annotation, biological process: detection of chemical stimulus involved in sensory perception of smell; sensory perception of smell. Gene Ontology annotation, molecular function: olfactory receptor activity; odorant binding. Gene Ontology annotation, cellular component: plasma membrane. The transcript has 4 exons. Lineage: Eukaryota; Metazoa; Arthropoda; Insecta; Hymenoptera; Formicidae. Bases 267 to 662 code for a protein of 131 amino acids.